AUAUUUUUGGGAAACGUGUUUGAGAAGGGUGGUUUUUACGCGCAAAGCUCUUUGGGAGAAAUGAAUGCUGGUAGUCAGUCCCUCUUUUUGCCACUCUCACUGCUUUACUGUUCUCUUGAGGUAUAAGUUACACAAACAUUUCUUGCUUAUGGGUGCGAUAUCUGCCUUCCCAAAUCGUUAACAGAUGCGAUAAUAGUUCCGUCAUGAAUUUUGCUUCAAUUUGCUCAUAUCAUUAGAUGGUUUAGUGAUUGGUAUUUAGAAUAACAAUUUAUGCAUUGCUAAACCAUCUUUAGUCGUUUAUAGUGCUAUAUUUUCGGAAAAAUAAGUUGAUGGACCAUUUUUCAAUUCCAGAGGCUGCUUUGUGAUGUAAUUCUAUGUUAAUAUCAUUCUUGAGUGAAUCUUUGCCAUGAGUUCCAUGCCGGAAGUCCUGCUUUUCGUAAAGGCCGGACAUGACGGGAAAAAGUAUGGAGCAUGUCCUUUUUGCCAUCGAAUCUUCAUGAUUUUGCUUCUGAAGUCUGGCCAGGAACAGCUGCAGUUCAAAGUCGCCACGGUGAAUCUCGCCAAACCUCCAAGUGUGUUCCACAAACUGACCCUGAGGCGUGUUCCAGCUCUGGUGCAUGGAGAUACUUCGUUGGACAACAUAGACGAGGUUAUUCAGUACUUGGAUGAUACUUUCCCGACCAAUCAGCUCCAGUACGACAACGCCGAUGCGGACAUGUACUGUGCGGACGUGUUCCAGAAGUUCUGUUUCUACGUUAAAGAUGUGUCCAAAGAUGCGUCACAGCUGGAGGCUGAACUUGGAAAGAUCGAUAGUUAUUUACAAACUUGCAAAACCAAAUAUCUAUGUGGAGACCAUUUAACGCAUCUAGACUGUGAGAUCUUGCCUAAACUGCACCAGAUAAGAAUAGCAGCGAAAGCUUUAAAAGGAUUUGACAUACCUGCACAGUUCAAGAAUCUGUUUACGUAUUUGAACAAUGCAUAUAAAAAUGAUGUGUUCGUAAAGUCUUGUCCAUCUGAUCAGGAGAUUAUUAUUCAUUGGGCUGAUAAACCUGAAACUCCCAAUUUAAGCAUGGAAGAAAGGGCUAAAUUAACUAGGGAAGAACCACAAUUUUCUUUAGUAUGCUAAUAAUAAAUAAAAAAAUAAUAAUUUAAUAUUAGAUCAUAAUAGUUAAAUGUUUAUGUUAUUUAAAGCCAUUAUUGGAGAUCCUGACUUUUAACUUUUGAAUAUUUAAGUCUUGACGUAAUUUUAGGUCGAAAUAUUUUUUAUGAAUUUAGUUUUUCCUCUGAUUGUCUAUUAAAACAGUAUGUUUGUUUUAGUGUAGUAGAUUUAAAGAGCAAAAAUGUAUGCUUAUUUUAUGAUUUAAGCCUACUUCUAAGUAGUAUUUUAAAGAAAUUAAUUUUAUCAAUGCUAUUUACACUUCUAAAGAGAUUUUUUUUGUGCACUACGACAAUAUUGUUAUUUAUGAUGCUUCGAGAAAAGAUUAUUGUGAUAAUAAAUUAACUUAU
Uloborus diversus is the source of this 1506-nucleotide messenger RNA. Its product is annotated as chloride intracellular channel exl-1-like. NCBI's taxonomy places the organism in Eukaryota, Metazoa, Arthropoda, Arachnida, Araneae, Uloboridae. Gene Ontology annotation, biological process: chloride transport. Gene Ontology annotation, cellular component: cytoplasm; apical plasma membrane. The transcript has a single exon. Gene Ontology annotation, molecular function: chloride channel activity. The coding region runs from base 407 to 1126 and encodes 239 amino acids. The record is from RefSeq and is a predicted model, not a curated record.